Egretta garzetta (little egret) is the source of this 2698-nucleotide messenger RNA. RefSeq names its product cytochrome c oxidase assembly factor 1 homolog. Bases 1092 to 1730 code for a protein of 212 amino acids. Lineage: Eukaryota; Metazoa; Chordata; Aves; Pelecaniformes; Ardeidae. The record is from RefSeq and is a predicted model, not a curated record. Gene Ontology annotation, cellular component: mitochondrial inner membrane. Gene Ontology annotation, biological process: mitochondrial respiratory chain complex I assembly; mitochondrial respiratory chain complex IV assembly. The transcript is spliced from 9 exons.
AAUAGCUAUGUCCUGUCAAAGCCAAGCAGUUUGUAUUGUUAUUACAGUUCCUUACAUGGCUCCAGCAGUGUAAGAUGGCACAAAUCAAGUGUGAGACAUCAGCAAGAAACUUGCCUGAAAUCGUCCAGAGCAUAGAAAGACAGGAGGAUGGAAACCAGAUAAACUAAGGGCCCAAAAUGAGAAUCUGCCUGCUCUGCUUUACAGGUGAGAGCGCAAACCAGGGAUUAAGAUGGCUUGGCUGGGUUAGAUGGUCAGCGGCUGCGUUGCCUGUCACAGGGAACCCCUAGCUGCUGUCGAGUGCUUUACAAGCAAGCCGUCCUUACCGAGCUGAAUAAACCUUGAGGAAGAAGCUUGCUGUGGACCUCAACUAAGGCAGGAGGUACGAGAACAGGACGUAGCAGAGCACAACACGGAGUUUUGGUUUACACCACUGCUGAUAAAAGUCUUUAUCACCUGCUCCCUGCAAGGCAAGCUGCAGGGCUGCUUCCCUUCUGUAGCAGCUGUGCUGGAGAACUGCUGAUGAGGAACAAAAUGGGAGCUACUGAGCAAUCAUUUGGAGACUGGCUAUUAAAAAAAAGCGUCAGCUAAUUAGAGCUUAGAGGAAGAGGCAACACUUUGUGCAAAAACACCAGAAGUUUUCUCUCUAGGAGCAUGGGAUGGGGAGAAAAAAGCUCCAUCAGUGACCCUUUUGCUAUGUAACCUUUCCUUAAAAUGCCAGCAACUGUGCUUCCACAGAGAGAACAACAAAUAUUGAGAGAGGAAUGUGAAGGACAUUAUGAACGAAGAAAGCAAGAAAAGGGAUCUGCUCAGACAAGUUUCUCAGGAAAGGUGGAGUCUGGAUAAGAGCUGUCAGGAAAGCUUUUUCUCUGGAUUGAGGCUACCAAGUGAUAGCGAUCUUGAACCACCGUUUUAGAGGAGUGGCACCAAAAAGCCUGUUGUUAUGCUGAGUGCUUUACAGAACAAAUAACACUCCCUGCUUCCUCAGCUGCCUAAAAAUCAAGCCAUAGAUAUUGAGCUUCAAUCUGAGUACGGAACAUUCGUCCCUGCCAUCCCAGCUGCGAGAAAAAGCAAGAGCAUAAGCCGAUACUCGGAUGCUUGGUCAAGUCCCAUCCUGCCACAGCCUGAAGCAAAAAGUGCUACGCUCCCCCAGUGACAACUCGGCUCGACUCCCACCAACCCGCUGUGGGCAGGAGCAUCAGCUCAGGCUCUUCAGGCCACAGGGUCCCUCUCUCACCCAAGCCGUGGAAGCCUUUAGUCGAUUGACUUUCUCAGAGGGAGGAAAAAUGCCAGCUUCUCUAAGAAAACUGCAGCAAAUGGCUGUUUUCAUGGGACUGUUCAGUGGCGGGGGAUGCAUCAUGAUGUAUAAUCUUAUGCAAAAGAGUUUUGCCAGGACCCAGUAUUAUCAGCAGGCUUUGGAGCAAUUGAACAGCAAUCCGGAUGCCCUGGAAGCCCUGGGUGCCCCCCCCCUCAAGGUUCACAACAUCCGACUGACGGAUGGGAGUAACCGUGUGGACACAGAAAGAGCACAGAUAAAGUUACCGGUAUCUGGAACAAAAUCAGCGGGGUACCUCUAUAUUAACUCAGAGAUGGACCACUCCCGUCAAUGGUGCGUACUGGGAGAAAUGUACAGACACGGGGAGAGAAGUGGUAGGAGAAGAGAGUGGAGCGGGAUAUUUGCCUUAGUCAUCCAUGUUGCUGAGAUCAUGCACACGUGUCUGAAGGUCUUGUGAAAGGUUAUUACCAGCAUUGCGGUAAAAAUGUAAAUGAGUUGAGAAACAGAUUGAAUUCAUCCCUAUGAAUACAAACAGAACAACAUGAGCCAUUCAUUUGUGUGAAAUGUGUUCUACGAACUAUAGGUCAGUGUAUGUACAAAUACUGUGAGCCAAGGUAACGUACUGUCCCCUCCCACCCCUCCUCCCCAAGAAGGUGCAAGGCUGUUGAACAGCAGUCCUAACUGUAGUCUGGUAUCAUCUAUUGUAGUAGGGGCGUUAUCUUGCACAUUACGUCGGUUCCUCUCAAGGUGAGCUAAAAAUCAUGCAGGAUUUUUUUCAAGCUAUCCAGUAAACACAGUCUUUAUCGUUAAAAAAGUGCUAGAACAGAUACAUUACAGGAGAAGGAUGCUCUGACUCCACAUCAUAUAGUAGUGACUUUACAUUUUUGUAAUACUGAAGCCUGAAAGCCUCUCUUGUCAAGGGUAAACUGAUUCCUAGAACUGAGCAAAGAAUUACUACAUGAAUUCAAAGUCUGUCUUCCAUUGCAAAAGAGGAAAUUUCAUUAGAUGCAAACCUCCUCAUGUGUGCUUGUUCUCCGAGUUUGUUAGCUCUAUUUAGAAACCCAAAGCUACAACAUUUUUGCUCAGCUGCCACCAGCCAUAUGGUAAUGUUUUCUUUUCAUAAUUAGAUGAGCACAACUUACUGUAUUUGUUGUCUGAAUAGCUAUGUGAAGCAAGGUGUAAAAUGAUGGGAGGAAGGCACUAGGCUGGGACUUGACAGGCUCAGGGACAGACUUGGCCUCCUCCCUAGCGACCAGAGAUACGCCCAGAGGUCCCCAGCCAUUUUUCUUGCACACCUACGCUCCCUGGGCACCUGGGCUCUCAUCUCCUCACUCCUCCUCAUCCCCUCCUCACAGAUGGAGGGAAAUAACAGUUCCCUCCUGUUUCACUGAGUUACUGUGAGUUUAACGUCUUGCAAUCUUCAGU